Lampris incognitus (smalleye Pacific opah) is the source of this 1896-nucleotide messenger RNA. RefSeq names its product neuralized E3 ubiquitin protein ligase 1Ab (gene neurl1ab). Gene Ontology annotation, cellular component: postsynaptic density; plasma membrane. The coding region runs from base 130 to 1896 and encodes 588 amino acids. The transcript is spliced from 6 exons. The record is from RefSeq and is a predicted model, not a curated record. Gene Ontology annotation, biological process: nervous system development; negative regulation of Notch signaling pathway. Lineage: Eukaryota; Metazoa; Chordata; Actinopteri; Lampriformes; Lampridae. Gene Ontology annotation, molecular function: ubiquitin protein ligase activity.
GAGACGGAGGGAGGCAGGUACGAUGUGACGGAUCCGACGGAUCGUGUCGGCUUUGAACACGCGCUGGUCCGACCGGACAUUUGGAAGCGAGCGAAGACCGGAGAGUAGAAACUCACCUUGCAUCCAGCCAUGGGAGGUCAGAUCACAAGAAAUACCUUUUACGAUUCUCUGGCAGGGCCUUUUCCCACCACAUCCCACCGGUGCCACCACAAGCCCAAGCGCUGUCCGCCCAUUCAACAUGGUGGCAGCUUAUCCUCCUUCCCACUCCUCUUCCACCCCCAUACCAAGGGCUCUCAGAUUGUCAUGGACAUGGCCCAGAGGACCGUCAAGAGACAAGCCAGCUUCUGCAAUGCCAUCACCUUCAGCAACAGACCCAUUGCCAUGUAUGAGCAAGUUCGACUGAAGAUCACUAAAAAACAGUGCUGCUGGAGUGGUGCCCUGCGCCUCGGGUUUACAUCCAAGGACCCCUCCAGGAUCAAUCCAGACAACCUGCCCAAGUAUGCCUGCCCUGACCUGGUCUCUCAGAGUGGGUUCUGGGCCAAGGCCUUGCCCGAGGAGCUCUCCAACGAGGGUAAUGUCAUCUCUUUCUGGGUGGACAAGAAAGGACGAGUCUUCUACCGAAUCAAUGACUCUAGUCCCAUGCUGUUCUUUAGCGGGGUUCAUGUUUCUGAGCCCCUCUGGGCUCUAAUAGAUGUCUACGGCCUCACUCGAGGGGUCCAGCUAUUAGACAGUGAGAUGGUCCCUCUGGACUGCCUGUGUCCUCGUUCUUUUACCACCUCCCACCGAGCCUCCAUUCAGCGAAACGGCGAUGACCCUCGCCUUUCCAUCAGCCUCUGUGACCUUAGCCUCCAGCAGCAGCAGCUGCAGCAGCAGCAGAAUGGACUGCAGGAGGAAGAUGAUGAGGAAGAUGAUCGGUUACAGUCUCUGAGCUCCAGCACCUUCUCCUGCCACGUACCCCAAAACUCUCAAAACUUCCAGCAAUGCUCCCUGCUGCCCGCCCUGUUGGACACUGAUCUGCACUUCCACUCGGUGCACGGUGUUCACGUCACGACGCUGGAUGAGCAGACCGUGGCGCGGCUGGAGCAGCGUAGUGAGGAGAGGACCCUGGUGUUUAUCAGCCGCCCGCUGCGCUGCUCAGAGACAGUCUUUGUGAAGGUGGCCAAGGAAGGUGCCUCACGGUUCGGGUCCCUCUCCUAUGGCGUGACAUCGUGCGACCCAGCAACCCUGAGACCUAGUGACCUACCCUGCAAUCCGGAGUCCCUGGUCGAUCGCAAGGAAUUCUGGGCGGUGUGUCGGGUGGCAGCGCCACUACAGUGUGGGGACAUCUUGGGCUUUGCCGUGAACGCGGAAGGGGAGAUGACAGUGAGUCACAAUGGCGUCAGUGCAGGGAUGCGGCUGUGCGUGGAUAACUCCAGACCCCUCUGGAUGUUCUAUGGUCUACAUGGCUCCAUCACACAACUCAGGAUCUUAGGCUCAUCUCUGCACCCAGACAUCCGAGGGCUAUCGGUCCCCAACUCUCCAUCCUGUUCACCGAACAGCUCCACACUGCUGUGCGGUGGCAUCUCAGAGCCCAACCUUAACACAUCUCUGAACAUCAACCUCAACUCCAGCCUCAACACCAGCAACCAGACAGCCUUCAGCUCAUCCACGGGUACAACCCCUAGCUCCCCGUUCUCCAGCCACCCUGAGUCCCCUAAUUUCCCAUCAUGCUCAGGCUCAUGGAGUGACGAGUGCACCAUUUGCUACGAGAAUGUGGUCGACACGGUGCUUUAUGCCUGUGGACACAUGUGUCUCUGCUAUGCCUGUGGCCUCAAACUCAAGAAGAUGUCCAACGCUUGCUGCCCUAUCUGCAGGAGAACAAUCAAAGACAUCAUAAAGACCUACCGGAGCACGUAG